GCCUCGCACGGCCCUUCCCGCACGGACACCGCAGGAUCAUGGAUUUUCCAGGGCACUUUGAACAAGUCUUCCAGCAGCUCAACUACCAGAGGCUGCAUGGGCAGCUGUGUGACUGCGUCAUCGUGGUGGGCAACAGGCACUUCAAGGCGCACCGCUCGGUGCUGGCCGCCUGCAGCACGCACUUCCGCGCGCUCUUCACCGUGGCGGAGGGCGACCAGACCAUGAACAUGAUCCAGCUCGACAGCGAGGUGGUGACGGCCGAGGCCUUCGCCGCGCUCAUCGACAUGAUGUACACAUCCACGCUCAUGCUGGGGGAGAGCAACGUGAUGGACGUGCUGCUGGCCGCUUCCCACCUGCACCUCAACUCGGUGGUGAAGGCCUGCAAGCACUACCUGACGACGCGGACGCUGCCGCUGUCACCACCGAGUGAGCGCGCGCAGGAGCAGAGCGCGCGGCUGCAGCGCUCCUUCAUGCUGCAGCAGCUGGGGCUCAGCAUCGUCAGCUCGGCGCUGGGCUCCUCACAGGGCUCCGAGGAGCCGCCGGGCACCGUGGGGCUGGCGCUGCGCGGCGGGCUGGAGCAGCGCGCCGCCUUCCCCAUCCGCCGCCUGCACAAGCGCAAGCAGUCCUCCGAGGAGCGCGCCCGCCAGCGUGUCCGGCCUGCCCUGGACGAGCCUGUCCCCGACGUGGCCGCCGAGAGCGGGCAGCCCGUUGUCCACUCCCGGGAGGAUUUCUUCUCUCCGGACUCACUGAAGAUUGUGGACAACUCCAAAGCUGACACGGUUGCCGAUAACCAGGAAGACAACACGAUCAUGUUCGACCAGUCUUUUGGCGCUCAGGAGGAUGCUCAGGUGCCCAGCCAGUCAGAUAAUGGCGGGGGAAACAUUUCCCAGAUGUCCUUGGCAUCCCAGGCCACACAAGUAGAAACCAGCUUUGACCAGGAGGCUGCUGCUGAGAAGAGCAACUUUCCGUGUGAAAAUCCAGAGGUCAGCCUGAAUGAGAAGGAGCACAUGAGGGUGGUGGUGAAGUCAGAGCCACUGAGCUCACCAGAGCCUCAGGACGAAGUGAGUGAUGUCACCUCCCAGGCAGAGGGCAGCGAGUCGGUGGAGGUGGAAGGAGGAGUGGUGAGCGCAGAGAAGAUAGAGCUGAGUCCCGAGAGCAGUGACCGCAGCUUCUCGGAUCCUCAGUCCAGCACUGACAGGGUGGGAGACAUCCACAUUAUGGAGGUGUCCAACAACCUGGAACACAAGUCUUCUUUCAGCAUUUCAAAUUUUUUGAACAAAAGCAGAGGUGGUGGCUUUGGUGCCAGCCAAAACAACGAUGACAACAUUCCCAACACCACCAGUGACUGCAGAAUGGACAGUGAUGCCUCUUACCUGAUGAGCCCGGAGUCAGGGCCCGCCGGUGGCCACUCUUCUGCUGCCGUCUCUCACGUGGAGAACCCCUUCAGUGAGCCCACAGACUCCCACUUUGUGAGGCCCAUGCAGGAUGUGAUGGGUCUGCCGUGCGUGCAGAGCUCUGGGUACCGAGCAGCAGAGCAGUUCGGCAUGGAUUUCCCACGCUCGGGCCUGGGCUUGCACUCACUGUCUCGGGCCAUGAUGGGCUCAGUGAGAGGUGGAGCUGGUGGCUUCCCUGGCUACCGCCGCAUUGCCCCCAAAAUGCCCGUGGUGACCUCCGUGCGGGGCUCACAGCUGCAGGAGAGCUCGUCGGGGUCCCAGCUGAUGAUGAACGGGAGCACUUCCUUUGAGAGCGGGCACCUGUCGCAGCCGGGCCCGCCUCAGCUGACCCGGGCAUCUGCUGACGUCCUGUCCAAGUGCAAGAAGGCUCUGUCGGAGCACAACGUGCUGGUGGUGGAGGGCGCGCGCAAGUAUGCCUGCAAGAUCUGCUGCAAGACCUUCCUGACGCUCACGGACUGCAAGAAGCACAUCCGUGUGCACACGGGGGAGAAGCCCUAUGCCUGCCUCAAGUGCGGCAAGCGCUUCAGCCAGUCCAGCCACCUCUACAAACACUCUAAGACCACCUGCCUUAGGUGGCAGAGCAGUAACCUGCCCAGCAGCUUGCUGUGACCUGCCGGCCCGGGCCCGGAGGAGCCUCGUCGGCGGCGGGGACGCUCGGCCGGCGCACACCGGCGCGGCACGGUGCCACACACAGUCUUGGCUCUGCCAUUGGGGAUAUCCGGUACCUACCUCGCGGGUGUCGCCGCCGGGACCGCGCGGCGGGGAUGGGGAUGUGACCCCCAGGGCGAAGCAGCCCCUUUGCAGGGCAGAGGGGUGACAGCACGGGGGUCUCCUGAAAUAGCACGGUUUGAGCACGUGCGCAUUUCUUUUGGUUUGGUUGUUUUUUUUUUUUUUGUUUUUUUUUCCCUCUCUAAAGCAUUUUGUAACAGUGAAAGCAUUUAAAUGAUUACUGUAACAUGAGUUGCUGCAUUAUGUGAGGACAGCAGUGCAGGCCCCUUACCCUUAGAAGAGAAAAACAGCUUAGGCUGUGCCUGUCUGACAUAAUGCUUUAAAAUAUGCUACUUACGACAAUAGUUCUAGGAUUAUGAAUGUAUGUUUGGCUGUUUUGUAGUAAAGGACACUGUGUAAUCAAGGUGCUUAAAUUAAAUCCCAGACAAGUAACUUUUGGGCUGCCAGGUGUACAUAUAACUUUAAUACAGCAAGAUCUGGAUGUUUGGCUGUUUUUUGGUUUUUGUUUUUUUUUUCGUAGAAACGAGUAUUAAGUGGUAAGUGAAGUACUGUCUCUUGUUUGUGCUAUUCUUAGCAGUAUUUUAACCAGUUUGUAUCUCCUAUGUUACAAUUCUAUAUACGCAGAAGUUUGAACAGAGCUUGUCUUUGUCUGUUGUUUUGAAGGAGAGGGAAUUUCUAGUGGCUUUUUUUGCCACGUAAGACAAUAUCUCACUGUUCCCAGAUGCCCACAGUCCAUCUGGUCCCCAUUAUGGCGUGAGCACGUUGUCUUUUUCCCUUAUCUCCAGGCUUUAAUUUCCUGCCUUGCACACUUAGUGACUUCCCUUUGCAGCUGUGGAUCUGUCCUUGGAGCAGAUUCCUCCUAGGUCAGGAGCAAUCCUCGUUUGCCAUAUUUCACAGAAUCACAGAGUAUGCUGAGCUGAAAGGGACCCCUCAGGGUCACUGUGUUCAGCUCCUGGCCUUGCAGAGGAUGCCCGAACAAUCCCAUCUUGUGCCUGAGAGCAAUGUGCAAAUACUUCUUCACCUCAGGCAGCCUUGAGGUUGUGACCCUGUCCCUGGGGAGCCUGUUCAGUGCCAGACCACCCUGUGGGUGAAAAACCUUUCCUGAUAGCCAGCCUAAACCUCACCUGAUUCAAGUCCUUGUCACUGGUCAUGAGAGUGAAGAGUUCUGCUGCUUCUCAAGAGGAUUUUGAGGAGCCCAGGGAGGUCUGACUUCAGUCUCCUCCAGGCUGAGCAAACCAAGUGUCCUCAGCUGCUCCUAGUGAAGCUUCCUCUCCAGACCCCUCACCCUCCUUUGAACAUUCUGUAUCUAAUAGCUUGAUGUCUUUCAUAUAAAAGUGCUCAGAAUUGCCCCCAGCCCUUGAGGAGAUGCUCCCCCAGAGCAGAGCAGGAGAAUCCCCUGCCUCAGCCAGCUGUGAUGCCCCCCAGGACAUGCUUGGUCCUGCUGGCUGCCAGGGCACUGCUGCAUCAUCUUCUGCAAAAUGUCCCUGUCAAAUCCACCUAAGCUAGUAUCAUAAAUGUACUUUUCCCCAUACAUUUAAAAAAGGAUAAUGUAAAUAUAAUUCUAAAAAAUGGCACUACGCACAUGCAGCAGAAAUUUGUUGUUCUCCGUGUGAAUCAUGUAAAUCUCUUUUUAAUUUCCUCUUCUUUGGUGCCACCGUAACUUCAUGCUGCCUGCAGUCUCCUUUCUUCUUUGUCAAAGGUACACACGAACUGGUGCUCCACAUUCUUAGGUUUUAAAAUAAUUUUUCAGAGCACUCUGGUAAAUCCUGCUCAGGCAAGCAGGGCCUGGGUCAGGGCUGCAGCAUGUCCUUCUGCUCAGGUGAGACAGAGGAUUCCCUGCACCUGCCCUAUCAGUGCGUCCUUUGCACCUUCACCAUCUGAGGAAUGCAGAGACAAAGGAGGUGGUUGGAUUAAUUCCUUUAAAAUGUUAGUAUUUUAUUAUAGGGUUUACUUAAUGGUCAUAUCUUUGGCUCUUGAUAUUUUUUUAAGCAUUAAAAUAGCACGGUUUUUUAAAGCAGUGGGAUAUGCUGUGUUUUUGUUUUAAAUAAUUUCAAUAUUUGGGACUGACAGCAUUGAGCUGCAUAAACACUCUCCCAAACAUCAAUAAAAUGCAGUAUUUUGUACUUUAGUCUUUUCUUGUGUUGCUUAAUUAAGUAACGCUCUGUUUCAUCUUCAUUGCAUUUCUAGUAUUUUGCUUUUUAAAAACACUGCUUGGGUUUUUUUAAUUUUCAGUUUCCUGUAGCACAUCCAAAUUUGUUGAAUUUUUACAAUGUUUGGGAAUAA
Cinclus cinclus is the source of this 4466-nucleotide messenger RNA. It is a transcript of the gene ZBTB5, whose product is annotated as zinc finger and BTB domain containing 5. The record is from RefSeq and is a predicted model, not a curated record. Gene Ontology annotation, biological process: regulation of transcription by RNA polymerase II. Gene Ontology annotation, molecular function: protein binding; DNA-binding transcription factor activity, RNA polymerase II-specific; RNA polymerase II cis-regulatory region sequence-specific DNA binding. NCBI's taxonomy places the organism in Eukaryota, Metazoa, Chordata, Aves, Passeriformes, Cinclidae. The transcript is spliced from 2 exons. Gene Ontology annotation, cellular component: nucleus. The coding region runs from base 39 to 2063 and encodes 674 amino acids.